Camellia sinensis is the source of this 1783-nucleotide messenger RNA. RefSeq lists its product as uncharacterized. The record is from RefSeq and is a predicted model, not a curated record. Gene Ontology annotation, molecular function: nucleic acid binding; zinc ion binding. NCBI's taxonomy places the organism in Eukaryota, Viridiplantae, Streptophyta, Magnoliopsida, Ericales, Theaceae.
AACAACAACAACAGCAACAACAAACCUAUGGCCCAUCUCAAGUUCAAACCUAUGAUCAAUCGGCCCAAGCUUACUACCAAUUCCAUCAGUACAAUCAAUACCUUCAACAACAACAAUACCCAUAUUACCCCCAAGAUUACUCAAAUGCUUAUCAAUCUCAGCAAGAACACACUUCGAUUCACCCUCCUGGUGUUCCAAUUGCGCCUGAAUCAACACAUGUAUUGGGUUCGCAACAAGGGUUAGGGCAAACCCAUGUUCAGAAUCAGCCGAUUCCGUAUUACCCACAAGAGGUUGCGAAGCAGCAACCACAGCAAGUGUUGGAUUCGUCGAAUUUCGCUGUGAAUAGUGGAGGGUUUGGACCGAUUGGGCAAACUCCAUAUACAGGUGGAGGUAGAAGGGGUGGUAGACCAUUUAGAGGGCGUGGCUCAGGUCUCACUUUUCGUGGUAGAGGACGGGGUAGGGGUCGUGGUGGGCCCUUUCCAGCACGAGCUAACAACCCAUCAGCAUUUGUGCAAGGAGAAUCAUCAGGUACCGGUCAGGCACCGUUUGCUGCAAAUGCUACUCCAGUGUGGCCACCUCCACGUAUGGCAUGGUGUGAACUCUGUAGGGUUGAUUGCAACACUCUUGACAUUCUCGAACAGCAUAAGAACGGUAAGAGACAUAGAAAGAACUUGCAGGUAUAUGAAGAGUUACAGAAACUCAACAGCCUCCUUGUUGGGCAGAAUGAGCAAACGACCGUUGCUGAAGUGAAACAAGAAGUUCCUAUUCAGCCUGAGAAAGUCAAGGGAGCUGAGGAUAAACAACCCCCACAAGAUAAUUUGGCUUCUGGAGCCGUUACUGAAAAUAAAGUUGAGACUGAGCAGAAAAAAAUUUCAGAGGAAGCAGCAUCAACAGAAGGUCGAGGGCUUGGUUUCAAGCGUAAGAUGAGAGGUGGGCGGGGUGGUAAGUGGAUGAGAACUCAUGAAGGGUCGAGAAGACCAGUUGAGCCUCCCAAACCCAAACAAGUCGUUCCCUUGGUAUGUGAAUUGUGCAAUGUUAAGUGCGACUCGCAGGUGGUUUUUGAAAGUCAUUUGACUGGUAAAAAGCAUGUUGCGAACACAAAACGGUUUCAGGGCCACCAAGCUAUGCUCGGACAAGCAGCACUUCAAGCGCUUUACCCGGCACUUCAGGCGCUUUAUCCAGCGCUUCAAGCACUUUACCCACCUAACCCUGAUGCUUCAACUUCCUUGGGUCCUCAAUCUUAUCAAGGUGUUCAUGAUUCUCAAGGCCUUUUUAAUCAGUUGGCACCUUUGUUGUUUCCUCCUGGCCAAGCAUCAGCACCUGGAGUGGUACCCACAUCGGGUUCAGCUCAACUGUCCAAUUCUGAGAGCCGGGAUCAUCAAGAUCCCAAGCCUGAACAGUUACAAGUCGCAUCAAAGGCUGGGAGUGAAGAUGCUGCUAUGGUGGAAGCCAAAAGUCAACAGAAACCCAUCUCAGAUUCUCAAUAAAGCCUGAAGCUGAACCAGUUGCGAGUGCCAAGACUGAAUUUGAAAAUGGAACGUCAGAGUUUGAAUUGGAGGAUAAUCUUUGCACUGAUAACUUUAUUAUGGAGCUGAGCAAGUUCUUUCUGGCAUAGCAACGGACAACCCUUGCAAUUCCGGACUGUGAGAAUGCUCAUCGUUUUCAUUCUUUUUUCUUUUCUUUUUUUUUUCCUGAAUAUAUUUUGUAAGGAUUUUCUUCAGUAAUUAAUAUUGUUGACCAUUUAGGUUAUCACAAUUCUUUUGGAAUGUGGGGGUCUCUGAAA